Daphnia magna is the source of this 1670-nucleotide messenger RNA. Its product is annotated as 4-coumarate--CoA ligase 1-like. The coding region runs from base 40 to 1452 and encodes 470 amino acids. The transcript is spliced from 11 exons. Lineage: Eukaryota; Metazoa; Arthropoda; Branchiopoda; Diplostraca; Daphniidae. The record is from RefSeq and is a predicted model, not a curated record. Gene Ontology annotation, molecular function: CoA-ligase activity.
CGGCGGAGGGGAUUCCGGCCUUGCGAUGUGGUAGCCAUCAUGGCAACAAAUCACCUCGAAGUGCCAAUCAUUUUCUUCGCUGCAUGGAAAGCAGGUGGAGGUUGUUCCGCACUGAAUGUUGGAUUGUUUGCCGACGAUAUCCGAAGCAGAAUCAUUGAAACUCGAGCCAGUUUUAUCGUCACGGAUGAACAGAGAGCUGAUAAAGUUCUGAAAGCUAUCCAAGGCUUGAACAUGCAGGCGUUCGUGAUUGGACAAGCAGAAGGUUACACUGCAAUUGAUCAGCUUUUACAAGACGAUGGCCAAGAAGGUGAACAUGAUUUUCAAUUCGAUACGGAUCCUCCGGCAUGGCUGACUUAUUCCAGUGGUACCACUGGAAAACCCAAGGGUAUUUUGCAUACUCAUUAUUCGCUGAGUCCCUACGUGCAGCCGUCUGACAAGGCACAAGAAUCAGAAAUGGUGGGCCAAAAAUUUAUGUUCACUAAUUCGAUGAUUCACGGUACAGGUUUGUUCAGCUUCAUGAGAAGCACCGUGGACCACCGAAACACUUUUACAUUUUCGAAUGCCAACCUUGAAGCUCUUCUUCAAGGCAUUCACUCGAUAAAGCCUUCAUGCAUCAGUAUUUUCCCUAAUGAGCUGGCCGAAAUUUGCCAACACCCUCAUCUCAAUCAGUACGAUCUUACCAGCGUGGAAACUAUAAUUUAUUCAGGCUGUGCAAACUUGCCACUAUUCGAACGUAUAAUUUUUGAAAAAAUGCCGAAUCUCCGUAAUUUAAUAAGCAUGUACGGUAUGUCGGAGACGAUGUUGAUUACUCUGGACAAUCCAAAACCCCUUACGAAUGCCACCAUGGAUAGAAAUGAUAUCAUUAAAAGUCACCUUGUAGGCUGUGCUGGAAAGGUUUUACCCUUCGUCAAACUAAAGAUAAUCGAUCCGAUUGAUGGCAAUAAAUUGGGGCCGAACGAAAUCGGUGAAAUAGUCGUCCACACUCCGUUUCUCAUGAAAGGAUAUCUCAAUCAGAUAAAAGAAUGGCAUACCAAUGGAUGGUUCAACACUGGAGAUCAAGGAUAUUACGACGCAGAAAACAAUCUAUUCGUAAUUGGACGAUAUAAAGAGCUAAUCAAAUACAAAUCGAGAAAGGUAGCUCCGAGCAAUAUUGAAACACAGUUAAUGACUCACUCUGCCGUCAAAGACGUGGCCGUUGUUGGACUGCCUCAUGAUAUCGACGGGGAGCAUCCAUUAGCUUAUGUCGUCAUCAAAAUGGAUGACCAAGGUCAUCCGCUGGUCACUGCCAAGGAGUUAAUCGACUUUACCAACGAGAGAGUUGUCGAUGAAGAGCAACUACGAGGAGGUGUCCGUUUCAUCGAACGUAUUCCGCGUAAUAAAUUUGGCAAGGUUGUGAGACAUCAGCUGGUGGCAAAUCUUCAUUGUGAAGAUGCAUCCAGCCGUUGUUUUUAACUUUUUUUGAUGGUAAGAAAAGAAUCUCCGUUAGAAAUGAAGUGAGCCGACGAUUGAAACUGUUAUGGUAAUUUCCCUUGAUUUGUGACGCUCGUAUUCAUUUUAUUAUACAGCACAAUAAGAAAAAAGCCUCUGAAUUGUGACGAUCAAACCCAAAGACAUUUCUAAAUGGUUGAUCAACCACACGAUGGGCUGAAAUAAAACAAUUUACGCGUGAA